Molecule: messenger RNA, 942 nt
Organism: Cervus elaphus (red deer)
Lineage: Eukaryota; Metazoa; Chordata; Mammalia; Artiodactyla; Cervidae
Product: olfactory receptor 8B3-like
Exons: 2
Coding region: 1-942 (313 amino acids)
Biological process (GO): sensory perception of smell; G protein-coupled receptor signaling pathway
Cellular component (GO): membrane
Molecular function (GO): olfactory receptor activity; G protein-coupled receptor activity; odorant binding
Source: RefSeq, a predicted model, not a curated record
AUGAAGCAAAUGACUUCUGGAAAUGAUUCAUUUGUGACUGAAUUCCUUCUAUUGGGAUUAACAGACCAACCAGAUCUCCAACUCCCCUUGUUCUUCCUGUUCCUAGUAAUAUAUACAGUCACUGUGUUGGGAAACUUGGGCAUGAUAAUUUUAAUUGGGAUGAAUUCACAUCUACACACUCCCAUGUACUUUUUCCUCUUUCACUUGUCCUUCAUAGAUUUAUGCUACUCUUCUGUGUUUACACCAAAAAUGCUAAUUGCCUUCAUAUCAAAGAAUAAUAUUAUUUCUUACGUGGGGUGCAUGACCCAGCUUUACUUUUUGUGUUUUUUUGCUAUUUCUGAAAUCUAUGUGCUGACAUCAAUGGCCUAUGAUCGCUAUGUGGCCAUCUGUAACCCACUUUUGUAUAAUGUUAUCAUGUCCCCUAAAGUGUGUACCAGCCUUGUCCUUGGUUCCUACUUGAUGGCAUUUUCUGGUGCCAUGGCUCACACUGGAAACAUGCUGACACUGACCUUCUGUGAUGCAAACAUCAUCAACCAUUUUUUCUGUGACAUGCUCUCUCUUCUCCAACUCUCCUGCACAAGUAACCAGGUCAAUGAACUGGUAAUUUUCAUUGUGGUGGGCAUCAAUAUCAUUGUACCCAGUCUCACCAUCUUUGUCUCUUAUGGUCUCAUCUUCUCCAGCAUCCUCCACAUCAAGUCCAUGGAAGGAAGAUCCAAAGCCCUCAGCACCUGCAGUUCCCACAUAAUUGCUGUUUCCCUGUUCUUUGGAUCAGCUGCAUUUGUGUAUUUCAAACCAUCUUCUGCUGGGUCCAAGGAUGAGGGGAAAAUUUCUUCUGUCUUUUAUACCAAUACUGUUCCCUUGCUGAACCCUUUAAUUUAUAGCUUUAGGAACAAAGACGUUAAGCGUGCUCUGAAAAAAACCCUGAAUAGGAGACAGUUUUGA